AUGUGAUAACGAAGAUAACCGAACGAUGACGCUCAAGACCUAAAAGACAUAAAGCAAACAAACCAUUAAUGUUUGUCACUUAUCUAUGGUUGAAUAUCCAUGUUAAGAAGAAGAUUCUGUUCAAUCGGCCUACUUGGCUAAAAGAAGACAUUUAAUAUUUAUCCAAAAUUUUGGGCACUUUUCUUGCAAAUCAAAAUAUACUUUCUAAUGUAAUUCAAAUUAAAUACCUUAAGUAAUAAAAAAUAUCUUUUUAAAAAUGUCGGCUCAAGCUAUUAGCGAACUAGAAGCAGCUGCGCAAAUUAUAAUGGCCCCUCCAGACAUUGUUUCAAACGAACAAAGACACUCAGCCGAAAGUAUUUUCUUGAAUUUCAGAAAAAGCAAAUCGCCGUACGGUUUGUGCAGAGAAAUUUUAGAAAAUUCGCAAAAUCAAUAUGUUAUGUUUGAGGCUGCGGAAGUUCUUAAAGGAGCGAUUAUACGUGAAUGGUCUUUUUUGCUUGAUACAGACAGAUCAUCUUUAAGGCAGUAUUUAGUACAAUAUAUAACAUCACAUGAAGUGCCUCAUUUUGUACGAGAUAGAAUAAUACAAGUUAUUGCCAUUAUGGUCAAACGAACCAGUAUAGAUGACAAGGGCAAAGAAAGGGCAGUCAUAUUACAGGAAGUUGAAAAUCUAAUCAUAAAUGGGGAAUCAGAAAAAAAACUUUUGGGUUGCUAUAUCAUUACCAAUUUAAUACAAGAGUAUGCUACUACUGUGAAAUCAGCUGAUGUUGGUUUACCUUGGGAAGUCCAUUUCAAAGCAAAAAAGCAAUUUGAGGCUACUGACUUGAAGAGAAUUUUCCAAUUUUGUGUAUAUUUAAUUUCAGAAGUUGUAAAAAAUGAUCCACCUUAUGAUGGUAUUAUGGCUCAGCUAACAAGACACCUACUUCAAAUAACUGAGAGGAUACUUACUUGGGGAAACGUAUCAGCAAUUUUGCCCAAAAGACUUAUUGGAAUAUAUGAGUCUGUUUACGAGUCUGACCAAUCAUGCGCGUUAAAACUUAGUAGCGCUUGGGGAGAAGUAAUGUUUAACCCAGAAUUUUUGCCUUUAAUGUUCCAAAUUUAUUGGAAGGUUCGAGAUGUAGAUGAACUAGCUCAUCAUGCAAUGACAUGCCUUGUUCAACUAGCCACUUUAAGUGGCGCGGUUGUAAGCAAUGUACCGAAUAGAGUAAAAUAUUUACAUAGUUAUUUAGUAAAUUUUUUUAAACUUGUAUCAAAUGUAACAAUAAAAGACAAGGAGUCUCUUGGAAUAUCUAGUAUUGUCAGAAAAAUCGUAAUGUUUUAUGUUGGUGAUUUUUACAAACUACCAGAACCACUAAUACAUGAUACUCUCCUAGAUGAAGUCACACGAUUAACUUGUCUUUUCUGUGAAGGAGCAGUUCGCGAAGAUGCAGAUCCAGAUGCAGAUAGAUUUUUUUCUGAAUCUCUCGAGAACAUGCUUGAAGCAUGGAACUCAAUUUACCAUGACUUUCAUCAAAUAACAGAUGAAAGUAUAACUUCAUGUGGAAUGAGAAUAUUUAAUAAAUAUGUACAAUGCCAUUUGGCCCAACCUGAUGGUAUCAGAAUACCUGAUACUGGUGGUGGAAAUAAUGUCGAUGAAGAUAUUGAAGAUAAUGACAGGAUAAAGUAUAAAGAACAACUUCAAAUUGUUGGUCUAUUUGGUCGAUGCGUUCUUAGUCAUUCGCUACCAGUUUUAUUCAAGAUUCUGGAGGCACGGAUAGCGUCGUUGUUGUCUCAUUUACUAGUCAUGCAACAUCGUGCGAUGACCGUUAACGAAGCAGCUGUACUGGACAGCAUCUACGAAGAUAUACACUGGGCUGUUUUAAUAUCGGGUCAUGUUCUUUGCAUGGAAAGCGAUGGGGAAACUGCAGUAAUACCCGCCGAUAUUAUGAGAUAUUCUAUUGAACAAUUCAAGAACGGCAAGGUUGAUAAAGAUGACAGUGUUGACGCAUUAGUUUACGUGGAUGCCAGGCCCGGUCUACCAGACAGAGCAGAGUAUCUAGAUCAUACAAUCAGAGUUGCAUUCAAUGUUUUGAGACUGUGUGCAAUAGAAGAUCUUGCCGUAUCAAUGAAAUUGGGUCAUCUUUGGAGCCCUGAAGUGAGCUCAUCUCUAAUGUGGUUUAUGAAAAGAUGGUAUCGUACUUAUUUAUUAAUACCUCUUGACAACUAUUUCAAUGAAGUUGGUUAUGUAUUUUGGUCUUGUUUAGAGAAAGAUAGUGAUUGUACCCAAAUACAAAUAGAGUUUAUCAUAAACAAAAUUGCAGCUAAUUUAUACAAUUUCCAAUCAGAACCAGUAGUCUUGAAAGAUACAGUUGCAGUUUUUAGUGAUGCAAUUUGUACGAAACGAAAGGUUCCGUAUAUAAUAAAAACAGAAGCAAUGGCCAAGCUGAUAAGUCUAGCGGAAAACCUACAGCCUGGAAGUUUGCCCUCAGAGGUUUUAAGGGGUCUUUACAAGGGUUUUGUUUCAGCUGGGGUAUAUAUAACAAGCUCUUCAGAGAAAAAUAAGUAUUAUGAAACUAUAUUAAAUCCACUGAGAUUACGAUUCAAAAACAUUAUAACACAAGAAAAUUUUGCCAAGGUGUGUCAAGAUGAUCAAGUACAAAAGGUCGUGAUUGAUUUACUCGAAUGCCUUAUAGGCAUAGCUAAGGGUUCCCAAAUGGCGUCAGUGGAUACUUUGUUUGACUUUCUUUCCCCUAUUUUGGCAGAACUUCCAGUAUUUCUAACAUUUUACAAAGACUAUCAAGUUAUAGUACAAUUAAUUUUAGAGUUAUUUGGACAGUGCGCUAAAUAUAUGUUGUGCUAUCUGCGACCUCUGGACAGUAAAAAAUUAUAUGAAAGUUCCUUGGCUACAGUACAGGCAUAUGCAAAAUGUAACGGAAACAGACUUUCAACUGAAACGUUUGCGGAAGAAAGCAGCUGUCAAGAUUUAUCUUUAGUUCUAGAUGUCUUCACGUGUAUUUUAUCAAGAGACUGUAUUGAAUUGUUUCAAGCUACUAAUCAACGGGAGCUGGUGAGAGUUACAGCUGCAGACGUCGCUCUUUUUGGGCUGAAUUUCAUUAUGCCGUUAAUGACACUGGAACUUCUGAAAUUUCCGAACUUGUGUGCCCAGUUCUAUCAUCUUUUGGUGCUCAUCAACGACAUUUAUCCCGAAAAGAUAGCCAAUCUCCCACAGGAUAUGCUUGCGAGUCUGUUAAAAACCAUUGAACUGGGUUUGACUGAUUUUGGUAACGAUAUUGCCCAUACUGCUCUGGAUUUCAUACAUGGAAUGUCGAUAUACGUAUUCAGAAGCAAGGUCCAGGAUACUCCAUUCGGCUCAGCCGUAAAAGCGUUCCUUAAACUCACGAUGGACUUGGCCUUGUCACAUCAGUUCAACUCUGACAUGAUGAGUAAUGUUUCGGCCACAAUAUACUGUCUGAUAUGCAGCUUCGAAGACGAAUACCAGAUGUUAGUCCAAACCCUUAUUCAUCUACAAUCUGACCCUUUGGUUGCCGAACGAUUGUCCGAGGCUUUCGAGAACCUAAUCCAAGGCGUUUGCUGGACUAAUCAGAGGGAUUACAGGUUGAGAUUUAGGAAUAACUUUGAAAAGUUUAUAGCGAACGUGCACGGAUUCCUUUUGGUUAAGUAAUGAAGGCGGUAUCGAGUACUUAACAGUGUUUCUAUUUUAACGAAAAAAACAUGGUCCUAAUGAGUUUUAUUUAGGAUAUAUUUUAAUCGAGAUAUUUUUUUUUAUCUGGAGGCUAUAUCAAACGAACAUAAUAGAGGGGUAGGACAAAAAUUCAUGACGUCACAAUUGUAGAUUAACAUUUUAUAUUAGCAUAUCGAUAUUACGAGAAAAUUCUAUAUAUACAUGGUGGUCCGCAUUGUAUUCCGGAAAUUUCGGCAGCAUAUUCUGCAGAUAAAAAUAAGUAAAAAAGUUCAUAUAAACGUCUGUCCUAAAAUGCUUAAUUUCAGAGA
Molecule: messenger RNA, 3987 nt
Organism: Sitophilus oryzae (rice weevil)
Lineage: Eukaryota; Metazoa; Arthropoda; Insecta; Coleoptera; Curculionidae
Product: exportin-4-like
Exons: 18
Coding region: 257-3658 (1133 amino acids)
Biological process (GO): protein export from nucleus
Cellular component (GO): cytoplasm; nuclear pore
Molecular function (GO): small GTPase binding; nuclear export signal receptor activity
Source: RefSeq, a predicted model, not a curated record